AGUGAAAUUCCUGGAAGCCGUCCACCCUCGGGCGGGACCCGGACCCGGCUCCCCUUAGCGGCGUCCAUGGCUCUGAGCAAAGGGCUGCGGCUGCUGACACGGCUGGACCCCACCGGCCCGAGCAGUGUGCUGCUGGAAGCGAGGGGCCGCGGCGACUGCCUGCUCUUCGAGGCCGGCGCGGUGGCCACGCUGGAUUCGGAAGAGAAGGAAGUCAUUAAAGGACAGUAUGGCAAGCUGACGGAUGCCUAUGGCUGCCUCGGGGAACUGAGGUUAAAAUCCGGUGACAUCUCUUUGAGCUUUCUGGUGUUGGUGACAGGCUGCACGUCGGUGGGCAGAAUUCCAGAGGCAGAGAUCUACAAAAUUACUGCCACUGAGUUUUGCCCCUUGCAGGAAGAGGCCAAGGAAGAUGACCGCCUGGCCGCCUUGAGGAAAAUCCUGGGCUCAGGGGUGUUUUACUUCGCAUGGCCCAAUGAUGGCUCCUGUUUUGAUCUGACCAUCAGGGCGCAGAAACAGGGUGAUGACUGCUCUGAAUGGGGGACCUCCUUCUUCUGGAACCAGCUAUUGCAUGUGCCCCUGAGGCAGCACCAGGUGAGCUGCUGUGACUGGUUGCUGAAGAUCAUCUGUGGGGUGGUGACCAUCCGCACGGUAUAUGCCUCCCACAAGCAAGCCAAGGCCUGUCUCAUCUCUCGCAUCAGCUGUGAGCGUGCAGGUGCCCGCUUUCUCACCCGUGGUGUAAAUGAUGACGGCCAUGUGUCCAACUUCGUGGAGACAGAGCAGACGAUUUACAUGGAUGAUGGAGUGUCGUCCUUUGUCCAGAUCCGAGGCUCCGUUCCACUGUUCUGGGAGCAGCCAGGGCUUCAGGUCGGCUCCCAUCAUCUGAGACUACACAGAGGCCUAGAGGCCAACGCCCCUGCCUUUGAACGGCACAUGGUUCUUCUAAAAGAGCAAUACGGCAAGCAGGUGGUCGUGAACCUGCUGGGCAGCCGAGGUGGUGAGGAGGUGCUCAACAGGGCCUUCAAGAAGUUGCUCUGGGCUUCUUGCCAUGCAGGCGACACGCCUAUGAUAAAUUUUGACUUCCAUCAGUUUGCCAAAGGAGGGAAGCUAGAGAAAUUGGAGAACCUGUUGAGGCCUCAGUUAAAGCUACACUGGGAUGACUUUGGCGUGUUUGCGAAGGGCGAGAAUGUAAGUCCACGUUUUCAGAAAGGCACUCUGCGGAUGAACUGUCUCGACUGCCUGGACAGAACCAACACAGUGCAGUGCUUCAUUGCUCUUGAGGUCCUUCACUUGCAGCUCGAGAGCCUGGGGUUGAAUUCAAAGCCCAUCACUGAGCGCUUUGUGGAGUCCUUCAAAGCCAUGUGGUCUCUGAAUGGGCACGGCCUGAGCAAGGUGUUCACAGGGAGCAGGGCCCUGGAAGGAAAGGCCAAGGUGGGGAAACUGAAGGAUGGAGCCCGAUCCAUGUCUCGUACCAUCCAGUCCAACUUCUUCGAUGGGGUGAAGCAAGAGGCCAUCAAGCUGCUGCUAGUUGGAGAUGUCUACAAGGAGGAGUCAACAGACAAAGGAAGGAUGCUGCUGGACAACACAGCCCUUCUGGUGACACCCAGGAUCCUGAAGGCCAUGACAGAACGCCAGGCAGAAUUCACGAAUUUCAAGCGGAUCCAGAUUGCCGUAGGAACCUGGAACGUCAACGGAGGAAAGCAAUUCCGUAGCAACCUCCUGGGGACAGCCGAGCUCACGGACUGGCUCCUGGACGCCCCCCAGCUCUCAGGAGCAGUGGACUCCCAGGGUGAUGGUAGUCCCGCUGACGUGUUUGCCGUGGGGUUUGAAGAGAUGGUGGAGCUGAGCGCAGGAAAUAUUGUCAAUGCCAGCACCACCAACAGGAAGAUGUGGGGCGAGCAGCUCCAGAAAGCCAUCUCACGCUCCCAUAGGUACAUCCUCUUGACCUCGGCCCAGCUGGUGGGCGUCUGUCUUUACAUCUUUGUGCGUCCAUACCAUGUCCCAUUCAUCAGGGACGUGGCCAUCGACACCGUGAAGACUGGCAUGGGGGGAAAGGCGGGGAAUAAGGGCGCCGUGGGCAUCCGCUUUCAGUUCCACAGCACCAGCUUCUGCUUCGUCUGCAGCCACCUGACGGCCGGGCAGUCUCAGGUGAAAGAGAGAAACGAAGAUUACCGGGAGAUCACACACAAACUCUCCUUCCCGGCGGGGAGGAACAUAUUUUCACAUGAUUACGUGUUUUGGUGUGGCGAUUUCAACUACCGCAUCGAUCUUACUUACGAAGAGGUCUUUUAUUUCGUUAAACGCCAAGACUGGAAGAAGCUUAUGGAAUUUGACCAGCUACAGCUACAGAAGUCAAGUGGGAGAAUCUUUAAAGACUUUCAUGAAGGAACCAUUAACUUUGGACCCACCUACAAGUAUGAUGUUGGAUCCGCUGCCUAUGAUACAAGUGACAAGUGCCGUACGCCAGCCUGGACAGACAGGGUGCUGUGGUGGAGGAAGAAGCAUCCGUAUGAUAAGACAGCUGGAGAACUCAACCUUCUCGACAGCGACCUAGAUGGUGAUGCCAGAAUCAGACACACCUGGUCUCCAGGAACUCUCAAGUACUACGGCCGUGCAGAGCUGCAGGCAUCUGACCACAGACCUGUGCUGGCCAUCGUGGAGGUGGAGGUGCAGGAGGUCGACGUGGGAGCCCGAGAGAGGGUUUUCCAGGAGGUGUCCUCUGUCCAAGGCCCUCUGGAUGCCACUGUUGUCGUAAACCUUCAGUCUCCAACUCUAGAAGAGAAAAAUGAAUUUCCCGAGGACCUGCGCACAGAACUUAUGCAGACUUUGGGGAAUUAUGGGACGAUUAUUCUGGUCAGGAUCAACCAAGGGCAGAUGCUGGUGACCUUUGCAGAGAGCCACUCGGCUCUCAGUGUGCUGGGUGUGGACGGCAUGAAGGUAAAAGGCAGAGCUGUGAAGAUUCGACCAAAGACCAAAGAUUGGCUGGAAGGCUUGAGAGAGGAGCUUAUUCGAAAGCGGGACAGCAUGGCCCCCGUGUCUCCCACCGCCAACUCCUGCUUGUUGGAGGAGAGCUUUGACUUCACAAGUCUGGAUUAUGAAUCAGAAGGGGACGUCCUGGAAGAUGAUGAAGACUACUUAGUGGAUGAGUUUGGCCAGCCUGUGGCCUCAGACAGUGAACUUUGUGCAGACGACUCUUGUGACACCGCGAGCUCCUCAGGGCCUGCCAGCAAAUCUCUUGCACUAGCUAAAAAGAAGCAACAUCCAACAUACAAAGACGACGCUGACCUGGUGAAGUUAAAGCAGGAGCUGGAAGUUGUUGGGGACUUUCGCCACCGUUCUCCGAGCAGGUCCCUGUCCGUCCCUAAUAGGCCUCGGCCACCUCACCCACCACAGAGACCCCCCCCUCCAACUGGUUUGAUGGUGAAGAAGUCGGCCUCGGAUGUGUCCAUCUCCCUGGGCACUCAUGGGCACUACUCAAUCUUGCAGACUGCAAGACUGCUUCCGGGAGCACCUCAGCAGCCGCCCAAGGCAAGAACUGGAAUAAGUAAACCUUACAACGUCAAACAGAUCAAAACCACCAACGCUCAGGAGGCGGAAGCAGCCAUCAGGUGUCUGCUGGAAGCUGGCGGAGGUAUCCCAGAAGCAGCCCCAGGUGCCACACCCCUGAGAGACCAAGGGUCUUCCAGGCCGGAGCCUAUGUCUGUGGGAGGCAAUCCAGAGGCCUCCCUGGGGCCCCCAGCCCUGCCCCGCCGGCCUGCUCCUAGGGUUCCUGCUAUGAAGAAGCCAACUUUGAGGAGGACAGGAAAGACCACAUUACCAGAAGACCAAUGUGAGCAGCAGCCUGCCCAUUUUACAAUCGCUUCCCAGGAAAUGAGCCUUGAGACCCCUCCUGCAACAGCAGCCCCUCACGUCCCACCUAUUCCCAAACCAAGAACAUUUCAGCCUGGGAAAGGUGUUGGGAGGAAGCCGAGCAGUGACAAGCCAGCACUGGAUGAAGCUCCUCCCAUGACAGCCGCUGUGGAGUUAGCGCCUCCUCCAGAGGCCCUGUCUCUGGCUCCCAAGGUGCCCCCGAGGAGGAAGAAGUCUGCACCAGCAACCUUCCACCUGGAGGUCUUGAAGAGCAACAGCCCACUUCUCCAGGACCUCACAUGUCCCAGCAGCUCUCCGUCCCCAUUGCAGCCCGACACCCACCCACUCUGUCCACAGGUGGGCCCUCUUGGCCUUUCCUCUGCCGUAAGCCACGGAAUUAAUGGCCCUAUAGUGACAGAGCCCGAGGCGGCCUCUUUUCCCGGCGAUUAUCCAGAUCCUUUCUGGAGCCUUCUCCACCACCCUAAGCUGUUGAGUAAUAACUGGCUGUCCAAGAGCUCUGAGCCCUUAGACUUGGGGUCCAGGGACCCUGAGAGGACACACCCAGACCCAGCACAGGUCAGUGCCUCAGUGGCUGAGAGGUGGCUCCCGCCAGACCAUGGGGGGAAAGAAGAGAAGUAUUGGAGAUGCAUGAAAACUGAGAGGCAACAGACCCAACGCACAUGUCCUGGCGAUGCGUCCUAACAGGGCAUGUAGUACACUUCCUUCCUGAAGCCACCCUAUAGCACACGCAUGAAAAUCAGGUGUGGUGGGCCAGUAUGAGUUUUC
Messenger RNA from Acomys russatus (golden spiny mouse), 4629 nucleotides. RefSeq names its product synaptojanin 2 (gene Synj2). Gene Ontology annotation, biological process: synaptic vesicle endocytosis; phosphatidylinositol dephosphorylation; brain development. Gene Ontology annotation, molecular function: phosphatidylinositol-4,5-bisphosphate 5-phosphatase activity; RNA binding. The transcript is spliced from 27 exons. Gene Ontology annotation, cellular component: presynapse; perinuclear region of cytoplasm. The record is from RefSeq and is a predicted model, not a curated record. NCBI's taxonomy places the organism in Eukaryota, Metazoa, Chordata, Mammalia, Rodentia, Muridae. The coding region runs from base 67 to 4545 and encodes 1492 amino acids.